GCUGGGGCGGGAACGAGGCCUCCGCUGUGUCGUCCCUUGGUUCCGUGCCUCUGCUGCGCCGCCUGUGUGACCGGGGUGUUCGGUGAUGAAUGGCUGUUGUAAUUAAGCCAAUGAGUUCACAGCACAGAGGUUUCACCCAGGGCUGGAACCGAGUCAUAAAUAGCAGUAAUGAAGUGGGACAGGGUUCACGCUGAGGUAAGGAGAACAUUAAAACUUUUUUCUUAUCUCGUGUAACAAACACCGGUUCAUCAGCAGUUUUUACACCUGUGAACAGCGGGGGCAGAUGAGCAGCCGCUGCUAACGGCUGUAGCACUAACUCUUCUUCGUUUAAAAUGUCUGCUUGGUUCUAAUUCACGGAGUAAACCCUGGUACUGUGUGAAACCGUGACAAGACUCCGGACUCCAGACGGUUUCUGUCCAAAUAUUUUAAUUUAUCUUCUUCCUCCAGUUAAUGUGGAAAGACAUGGGCUAAUAAAUGUUACCCUCACAGGCUAACAAGUUCUGAGCUAAUUCCUCAUCAGUGGAUCCAUUCACCCGCGGUGUCACUUCUGAACAGUCCCACCGGUUCUGGAGGAACAUGAAGCCCCGUCUGCUCCUCUGUAGGCCUGUCCUCAGACACACGAGCAGCAUCAGUUCUAACUCGCCCACACUCAGCCCUGACAUGAGGAAGUGCUCUCACACAUCUAUCUCUGUUCCUGUCCGCUGCUUGUGGGAAGUGAAACGACUCUUUAGUCAAAGAGAAAUUACUGCCCUCAGUCAUUAGCAGCUGCAGCGGCUCACUACCCCGGGUCUGCCCCACUCAUGACAAAUCUCAACGACGGUACGAGCUUCACAACAGAGCGGACAGCCUGAAGACACUCAGACAUGGGGUUUGCAGAGGAGCUGCGAUGUCCCCAGGCCCACGCAGCAGUGAUGAGGCUGCUGGACUCAGAGCUCCACCUCAUGGAGGUCAUGAAGAAGUGGAUGGAUCAGCGUGCCAAGAGCGAGAGGGAGUUCUCGGUGCAGCUGCACCACAUGGCCACUGUGGCAGAGAAGCUGGAUCGACCUCAGCUCGGAGCGGGGCAGGGUCACAUCAGCCAGCUCAACAAGUCCUGGGACGUCCUGCUGUCUCAGACGGACGUCCUCAGUCAGCUGAUGAAGAAGCGUUCUGAGGAACUGGUCGUUGGUCCAAUCAGCAAACUGACGCUGCUCAUCAGAGACAAACAGCAGCUGCGCAGAACCUACGCAGAGCAGUGGAACCUGCUGAGACAGGAGCUUAGCAAGGUUACUCAGACAGACGUGGAGCGGCUGAGGAGCAGCUACAGACAGGCUGUGAGAGACGCAGCUCAGGCCAAGAGGAGGCUCCAUGAGACCAGUAAAGACAAAGCUAAAGAGCGCUACCUAAAGGCCUUGCUGAGACACCAUGAGCUGCAUAACGACUACGUCUUGGCCGUGAGAGCUGCUCAGGUUUAUCACCAGCACCACUACGCUGUGGUCCAGCCCAGUCUGCUCAGCGCACUGCAGUCUCUGCAGCAGGAGGUGGUGCUCAUACUGAAGGAGAUCCUCCAGGAGUACUUCGACACCUCCACCCUCCUCCAUCAGGAGGUGGUGCAGAUCCACACGGAGAUUUCUGCCGCUUUAACUGCCAUCGACCCUCAGACAGAAUAUGACAGCUUCAUUCAGCAGAACAGAUCUGUGGGAGAGACUCCAGUCUGUGCAGACUUUGACUCCAGUCUUCUGGACGACGCAGUACAGCUCAGUCCCAACAGGAUAGAACUGAACCACCUGACCCACGGACCAGUCAACAACAGACUGACCACAGUGGAGGAGGAGCUGCUCAGCUUGGCUCGGACUCUGGGCUCCCAGCAGGCCACCGUUGAGCAGCUGGAGCUGGAGUUGGAUGAAGAGCAGGACGGAGCCAGAAACGGCUGGAGGGUUUACCACUUUAGUAAGAGGCACGCACUGGAGGAGUGUCGGCAGCAGGUGGCACUGUCUCAGGGAAUGAGAGCCAAGCUGGAAGCUCAGAGACUGAUGUUGAAGGAGAGGCUGGAGGAGCUGGACUCCCAGGAUCCUCCACCUGCUCUGCUGCUGGAUUCAGAUGCUGUUGUUCCUUCAGCCAACUCAAUAAAUGAUGUGGGCCAUACUCCCUCCAAAGUCAGGGAUGGGAUAAAAACCAACCUGAGUGUUCUGUUCAAACCUAAAUGUGAGGGUCCCUCAGUCCUAACUCUGACCGUAGACUGUCCUCUGGAGCAGCAGGACUGGUACCACGGCGCCAUCCCCAGGCUGGAGGUGCAGCAGCUGCUGAAAAACAACGGGGACUUCUUAGUGAGGAGGAGUCAGGACAAACAGGGUUUCGUGCUCUCGGUGCAGUGGGACGGAUCCAGCAAGCAUUUCCUCAUCCAGUACAUAGAGAAUCUGUACCGCCUGGAUGGACAAGGAUUCCACAGUGUGCCCCUGCUCAUCAGUCACCUCCUGUCCUCACAACAACCCGUCACCAAGAGAACUGACGCAACACUGAGGAAGGCUGUUGUCAAGGACAAGUGGGUGCUGGAACACGAUGACAUCAUCCUGGGGCAGCUCAUUGGCCAGGGAAACUUCGGGGAAGUUUACCGAGGUUAUUUACGCUCGGAAAACAUUCAUGUAGCUGUAAAGUCCUGCAAAGAAAACCUGAACCCGGAUCACAAGAAAAAGUUCCUGAUGGAGGCAAGGAUCCUGAAACAGUACGACCACCCAAACAUUGUCAAGCUGAUUGGAGUGUGUACACAACAGCAGCCGAUCUACAUCAUCAUGGAGCUAGUUCCAGGUGGGGACUUCCUGUCCUUGUUGCGGAACAAGGGCCACAGUCUGAGUUGCAAAACCUUGGUCAAAAUGGUAGCAAAUGUAGCUGCUGGCAUGGAGUACCUGGAGAGCAAGAAAUGUAUUCACAGGGACCUGGCAGCCAGGAACUGUCUGGUUGGUGAAGACAAUGUGGUGAAGAUCAGUGAUUUUGGAAUGUCCCGUCAGGAGGAGGACGGCGUCUACUCCACAGACGGAGGUCUCAGACAGGUCCCCGUCAAGUGGACGUCUCCUGAAGCCCUGAACUAUGGCCGCUAUACAACCGAAAGUGACGUCUGGAGCUUCGGUGUGUUGCUGUGGGAGACAUUCUCCAUGGGGAUGACGCCCUACACCAGUAUGACCAACCAGCAGGCACGAGACCAGGUGGAGAAAGGGUACCGUUAUCCUGCCCCUCACACCUGCCCCGUGGAAAUCUCCAGGAUUAUGAGCAGCUGCUGGCAGUACGAUGCCAGGAAAAGACCUUCGUUCAAGAAACUCCUGGCUGAGCUCAGUGCUAUACACAAGAAGAUUACAUAACACAGCCAGACAGGUUUCCAUUUUUUCAGAACCUUUACACACGUGUCGUAUGUAAAGGUUGAAAAAAACGUCCUAAUCUUCUGCCCUGCUUGUUGUCUUUUCAUCUGUCAAAGUCAAACGCUUAUUUCAGCUGAGAUAGCGGAGGUAUGUGUUAGCAUUCUCAUGACAUUCUGUGCAAUAUAUAUCAUACAUAGUAUAUGUUAUAGCAUAUAUAUGUAUAUAUGUGUGUAUGUAUAUAUACUGUAUUAUAUAAUUUUUCAGAAACACAUGUAUACAUAAAUAUGUAGAUAUCUAUGGAACUACAGACAGAUAUUAUCACAGUCAAAGGUGAUGUUUGGUGAUUAAAGAAGAACCAAUACCAUUUUUCAUACACAUCAUUUUAAUUGUCUAUAUUUGUAAAGUACAUAUAUACACAUACAUCUAAAUAUAUGUACAUGUAUACAUACAGUAUUUACUCCUGCCAGUUGCCCCUUGGGAAAAUGAAUAUCCCAGCACUGCUAUAAAAGAUAAAAACGUAGACCGGUUCAGAUCCCGGUCUCCUGUCGGUGGUUUCUGAUUCAGUGAAUACUAAAACAGCUAACGCGUGGCCACAGGCAAAAACAUUUGCACCAGAGGCACCAGAUUUAAUCCUUUAAUAUUGACCAAUGGAUUUCUGUCUGUGUGUCUGACGCAGUGAAACCAAAGAUUGUUUCUAAUUAUUCUGGAGCCCCGUGAUUAGAUCAUCAGGACUGAAUGAAGUCAGAUUGUGAUGGUAAAGGUAAUGUAGAGGGAAUGUGAGUGUCUUCGUCAGGGCAGAGAUUUUCUGAACAAAAUUGACUCCAAUUUCCUAAUCCCACACCAGAGUCGAGCGCCGGCCAUGAACCAAAACAAAACCUGACGGUGAUGCUCAAGCCUAAAGCACAUUCUGAUGCAAAUGCAGAACGUCAGACCACGAGUGGUUGGUGGUCUUGCCUUACCGCAAGAAUAUGUAUCAGGAAGUUGAACUACCAGUUGCUGUAGGAUCAGAUUAAUAGCUCUCUGAAUGUGGCCUUGGCCUUGUUGUGCCAACCUCUGCCCUCAACACAGAGGCUGCUGUGAUUGGCUCCUUCUCCCUGCAAGAUCCACUUAAAGAUGCCUAACCAUGUUUUGAAAGAAACUAAGUUGAACAUGAAAUUAUAGUAGCACCCAGGCUAAAAUGUUUGUUUUUCUUUACAAAUAUUUGUAUUUCACAUAUUCAGUAUCAUUCAUUUAACCCCAAAGUUUCACUGAUUUUAUACGUUUAUGAAAAGGAAUAUCAAACACAGAUGGAGGGAGAAAAUUGUGACAAUUAGAACGUGGAGACGUCGACAGCUCAGAGCCUGAACUUCAACAUAUCCUGGGUGUAAAGGUGUAAACCAGUUUAUCAUGUACCAUAACCGUGUUAUAAACACCAUCUAACAAAAUGCUGCUGGGAUGUGAUUUAGAUCAAGUGAAAACCUGGACAUCAGUCAUCAAAGGCUCUGUUUAUUCUCUAACCUAACGCAGGUCUGUAGACGCCAAACGAAACAUGCAAAGAUCAAUGACGUCACGCGAAUGCUGGAGUGGUAUUUAGCUCAUGGAAACUAGUCUCAACACAAUGUUCUGUUAGCAGUGACGAUCAGCUGGUGUCGAAUUAUUUAUAUGUUUCUGCAUCAUCACUUGUGACAAAGCUGCACAAAAAGUUGUACAAAUAAAAAAAAAGUAGGGAUGUCUGA
Cynoglossus semilaevis (tongue sole) is the source of this 5041-nucleotide messenger RNA. It is a transcript of the gene fes, whose product is annotated as FES proto-oncogene, tyrosine kinase. The transcript has 19 exons. Lineage: Eukaryota; Metazoa; Chordata; Actinopteri; Pleuronectiformes; Cynoglossidae. Bases 864 to 3329 code for a protein of 821 amino acids. Gene Ontology annotation, biological process: peptidyl-tyrosine phosphorylation. Gene Ontology annotation, molecular function: non-membrane spanning protein tyrosine kinase activity; ATP binding. The record is from RefSeq and is a predicted model, not a curated record.